AGGACUGGUUUUUCAGGGGGUGAGAAACGGCGAGAAGUAAACAAACCUGCGAUGAGCCCCUUGAAUUCAACCUCCUUUAUUAACGCGACUAUUGUGCGUCCUGAUUUCUUUGUCAUAAGUGGUUUUGAGGGUAUUCCACACGCGAACUACUACUAUGUGUUCUUAUGCUUCGUUUAUGCUGUAAGUGUACUGGGAAAUGCUUUUGUCAUGUUUGUGAUUUACACAGACCACAGUCUUCACACUCCAAAAUACAUUGUCGUUUUUAAUUUGGCUUUGACUGACCUGUGUGGAAGCACUGCAGUUGUUCCUCAGAUGAUUGACACCUUGCUGUUUAAAUCACAUUUAAUCUCCUACGAGGCCUGCUUGACUAAUAUGUUUUUUGUUUUUGGGUGUCUCAAUAUGCAGUCUUUCACCCUCAUGUUUCUGUCUUAUGAUAGAUUUGUAGCUAUAUGCCAUCCGCUUAGGUACCAUGAGAUUGUGACUAAUAAAUCAAUGUUGGUGAUCACAAUCAUAUUAUGGAUUAUUGCAGGACUGGUUAUUCUCGUAGCUGUGCUUUUUAUAAACAGAUUGUCAUUCUGCAAAUCCAUUGUGGUAAACAGCUUUUUCUGUGAUCACGGAGCCCUGACACUAUUGGCAUGCGAUGACAACCCUCCAAGUGCUGUGAUAAACGUGCUAGAUUCGAUUAUAAUUCUCUGGUUUCCGGCACUAUUUAUCACAUGUACAUACAUCUGUAUAGCCAGAGCGUUAUUUAAAAUUGCAGAUGCUUCUGAGCGCGUCAAAGCCAUGAAGACCUGCACCUCUCAUUUGAUCUUGGUGAGUGUGUUUUAUUUUCCUAUAUGCAUCACCUAUGCAAUGGGCUCAGCCAUACCACUGAACGCCUGGAUAGUUAACAUGUCUCUGACUACUGUCUUGCCACCAAUGCUGAAUCCAAUCAUUUACUCUCUGAAGACAGAGGAAUUCACAGAAUCCAUUAAAAAGCUAUACAGAAGAAACAAGAUAAACUUUGCUGUAAGGAAUAAAUGAAUAAAUGUUUUAAUCACAAAUGACUGACUAGCAAUUUUGACUGUUCAU
This is a messenger RNA of Anguilla rostrata (American eel), 1071 nucleotides long. RefSeq names its product olfactory receptor 51F2-like. The transcript has a single exon. Gene Ontology annotation, biological process: detection of chemical stimulus involved in sensory perception of smell; G protein-coupled receptor signaling pathway. The coding region runs from base 52 to 1023 and encodes 323 amino acids. Gene Ontology annotation, cellular component: membrane. Gene Ontology annotation, molecular function: G protein-coupled receptor activity; odorant binding; olfactory receptor activity. The record is from RefSeq and is a predicted model, not a curated record. NCBI's taxonomy places the organism in Eukaryota, Metazoa, Chordata, Actinopteri, Anguilliformes, Anguillidae.